UUUACCGCAGUUAUCCCAAAUAUAAUUAAUAAAACAUGCUUAAUAUUUUUCUUUUAUUUUUUUAAAACAAAAUAAUUUUUUUUAAAUAGAAAGAGAAUUGCAAUAUUUCUUUUUCUCUUUUUUUCUUUUUUUCUCUUUGCUAGAAACAUAACAACAAAUUUAACUCAAUAAAAAUUUAGGUUCUCACUCACGGCGUCGGCGGAGGUCUCUACCAGGCAUCCUCUACAUUUCUUAAGAGGUAUCCUGCUGAUCUUUUUAGGAGAGCUAAAAUUAAUUCAGUAUUGGAUUGGCAUCACUCGAAAUUACGUCCUGGUGCAGCUUCAGCAAAAUUUGUUCUGUUCACUGUUCUUGGGUCUGCACCUGGCAUUCAACCGAAUCCACAAGCAGCUUCUGAAGCAGAGAAAAUUCUUUCAUCCUCUCUGUCAAAACUAAAGAGUAGAGACCAUUUGGCAUUGGGGAAGUGAGCUUCAUCAGCCGAAGAAAGACGAUCAUUGAAAGCAUUGAGAACACAAGCAUUAACUCAAAAGCUAAGUAGCUUUUCUCUGUCCGUGCGUACUUUGAAGAAGCCUGUGCAACAAAGGUUAAGAGGAAACAUCACACAAAAAUGGGAGGAAGAGGAGUAAUAGGAGACAAAUGGUCCAUGAGGGUUCUCUGGGCAUGUGCGAUUGGAAGUGCAUUUAGCUUGUACUUGGUUGCUGCUGAAAGGCAGUUGCAAAACAGACAACGAAUGCUGGCGGAAAGUUUAGAAGCCAUGGAAUUAGAGUCUGGGGAUGGUGAUGAGUGACAUUUUAUUCUGAUGAAAUUUCGAGACCAAAACUAGAUAAAGACGUUUCUCUCUAUGGGAGUACAAUGUUUAUAUAUUUUCCUGCUUCCUUAACAAAAUUCCACACCUUUAUUUUAUUGAUAGGAAUCGUCAAGUACAAGUAAAAUGGAAAAAUACAUUGACGGAAUUUCUUCCAUCCAUAAUGAGAAUGAGAAUAAAAUUUUAAGUUUAGAGAAA
Cannabis sativa is the source of this 1000-nucleotide messenger RNA. Its product is annotated as glutathione S-transferase T1. The transcript has 6 exons. Lineage: Eukaryota; Viridiplantae; Streptophyta; Magnoliopsida; Rosales; Cannabaceae. The coding region runs from base 605 to 784 and encodes 59 amino acids. The record is from RefSeq and is a predicted model, not a curated record.